AUGGAGAGUCGUGGAAUGAGAGUGAGAGUGAGAGUGGCUUCAAUUGCCUUGGUGGUUGCUCUGCUCUGGAGCGGGGCAUCUGCGUCUGCGGGAGGCAUAACAAUAUAUUGGGGCCAGAUUACUGACGAAGCUUCCCUUGCGCAAACAUGCGCAAGUGGCAACUUCGAAAUUGUGAUUGUCUCGUAUCUACUCAUCAAUGGUACUAUCAACUCGGAGACCCCGGAGCUGAACCUGGCGGGCCACUCAACGAAUUCUUUGAACGUCGAUAUUAAAUCCUGUCAGUCCAGCGGCGUAAAGGUGUUUCUGUCCCUCGAUGGAGCCGUCGCAAACGCAGACCAUGCGCAGUACCUGUCUAGCUAUCUGUGGGACAACUUUCUUGAAGGGAAUUCGGGCUCCGGGCCUGUAGGAGACGCCAUUGUGGACGGCAUUGACUUUGGAAUCUACGAAGCCACCACACAGCACUGGGAUGAUCUGGCCUUGGCCAUCUCCAAUCUUAGCACCUCCUCAAAGAAGGUCUAUCUCAGCGCUGCUCCGCAGUGCCCCUAUCCAGACGCUUGGCUUGGAACGGCCUUGAAGACGGGGCUGUUCGACUAUGUGUGGAUCCAAUUCUUCAACAACAUUCAGUGUGAGUAUGUCACUGAUGCUACCGAUCUGUUGAGUUCAUGGAACGAGUGGACCAAUUCCAAAUCUGUACACACUGUUCAAACACGGGGCUUCUACCUCGGCCUUGCGGCUGCGCCUGGUUUUACUGGUACCGGCGGCUAUAUUGAGCCAGACAAGCUCAUCUCCGAAGUGCUUCCUCAGAUCAAGGCCUCUUCAAAAUAUGGAGGAGUCACGCUGUGGACCAAGUAUUGGGACGAGCAAACCAAUUAUAGCUCGUCCAUUAAACCGUACGUAAACAUAAGCGACGCACCUGCUGCAGACAUAGGCAUAUAUUGGGGUCAGAAUACCGAGGAAGCUUCUCUUGGGGAAACCUGCGCAAGCGGCAACUUCAAAAUUGUUGUUGUCUCGUAUUUACUCAUCAAUGGCACUAUCAAUGCUGAAACACCGGAGCUGAACCUGGCGGGUCACCCAACGAAUUCGCUGAACGCCGAUAUUAAAUCCUGCCAAUCCAGCGGCGUAAAGGUGUUUAUGUCCCUCGAUGGAGCCGUCGCAAACGCAGAGCAUGCGCAGGGCCUGGCUAGCUAUCUGUGGGAAAACUUUCUCGAAGGGAAUUCGGGGUCUGGGCCUGUUGGAGACGCCGUUCUGGACGGCAUUGACUUUGGCGACUACGAAGCAUCUACGGAGCACUGGGACGAUCUGGUCACGGCCAUUUCCAAUCUUAGCACCUCCUCCAGCAAGGUCUAUCUCAGUGCUGCCCCGCAGUGCCCCUAUCCCGACCGUUGGCUUGAUAAGGCCUUGCAGACAGGCCUGUUUGACUACGUAUGGAUCCAGUUCUUUAACAACCCUACCUGUGAGUAUGCAGAAAAUGACACUUCCAAGCUGGUGAGCUCGUGGAACGAGUGGAUCGAUUCUGUUCAAACUCUUCAAACACGGGGCUUCUUCCUCGGCCUUCCGGCUGCGCCUGGCUAUGUUUACAGCGGUGGGUAUAUUGAGCCAAACAUACUCACCUCCGACGUGCUUCCUCAGAUCAAGCCCUCUUCAAAAUAUGGAGGAGUCAUGCUGUGGACCAAGUAUUGGGACGAGAAAACCAAUUAUAGCUCAUCUAUUAAACCUGACAUAAUAAUGAAGCCAUCCCCUGUUGACGUGCCUACUUUGGCGUCUGUCUGAGAAGGAAAAAUAUGUAGUAGCAUUAAAUAACUGUUGAGCUUAAGUAUCGCUCAGCCUGCUUUCCUUCAACUCUU
Messenger RNA from Cryptomeria japonica (Japanese cedar), 1844 nucleotides. Its product is annotated as chitinase 1-like. The transcript has a single exon. The record is from RefSeq and is a predicted model, not a curated record. Lineage: Eukaryota; Viridiplantae; Streptophyta; Pinopsida; Cupressales; Cupressaceae. Gene Ontology annotation, molecular function: chitinase activity. Bases 1 to 1770 code for a protein of 589 amino acids. Gene Ontology annotation, biological process: carbohydrate metabolic process. Gene Ontology annotation, cellular component: extracellular region.